AGCAAGCGGCUUAUGGAUAAUAGGGGCCAAGAGAUGCAUCAGCGGCAUUAUCCACAGAUGUGUGAUUUGCAGAAAGCUACGAGGGAGAACUGAACACCAAAUCAUGGCUGAUUUACCUGCUGAACGGUUGCAGACUGACCCUCCAUUUUCUUAUGUUGGCCUUGAUAUAUUUGGACCAUGGGAGGUCAUUGCACGCCGUACUAGAGGAGGACAAGCCAACAGUAAGAGAUGGGCGGUUCUUUUUACAUGCAUGGCAACCAGAGCGGUUCAUAUUGAAGUAAUUGAAGCUAUGAGCUCCUCUAGCUUCAUCAACGCACUUAGAAGGUUCUUUGCUAUUAGAGGGCCUGCCAAACAACUGAGGUCAGACUGUGGGACCAAUUUCGUUGGUGCAUCCAAGGAACUGAAGUUGGGUCCUUUGAAACCUGGGGAGAUGAGUGUAGACAACUACUUACUCAGCCAGAGAUGUUCCUGGGUGUUCAAUCCCCCCUACUCGUCUCACAUGGGUGGCACAUGGGAGCGGAUGAUAGGUAUUGCACGACGCAUUCUAGAUUCCAUGCUACUACAAGCAAAGGUCACUAAACUGACUCAUGAGGUUCUGACAACAUUAAUGGCUGAAGUGACAGCUAUCAUCAAUGCAAGACCGUUAGUGCCCGUCUCUUCCGACCCUAUAGCUCCACUGAUUCUCACCCCCUCAACUCUCCUCACCCAGAAGGUUGGUGCAGUCUCACCUCUCCCUGGAGGCUUCACUAAGGCCGACAUGUUUACUUAUCAGUGGAAGAAGGUUCAGGUUCUUGCUGACAUCUUCUGGGCUCGCUGGCAGAAGGAGUACCUCAACCUGCUUCAGAGUCGUCAAAAGUGGCAAGUCAACAGGCCAAAUAUCAAAGAAGGAGACAUUGUUCUUUUAAGGGACAAACUACUGAAAAGGAAUGACUGGCCAAUGGGAGUCAUUGUGAAGGCUCUCCCGAGUAAGGAUGGACAGGUCAGAAAAGUGGAAGUCAAGAUCUUUCAUCACAAGACAACAAAAACUUUCUUCAGACCCAUCUCAGAGUGUAUUCUUCUCUUGUCUCCAACAGAUUAGUUUAUGUGACUGUUGUUGUGGCAUUAUUACUUAAUGCCAGGCGGGGAGUGUAUUGGAACGGUUGAUUUGUUUGCACGCGUUUGGGCCUCUAGGGGGCACAGUUCUUUUUGCAUGGCCCUUUCCAUGCAGGUUUAGUACUGCAGCUUCAGCCUAUAGUAAAUAAAAGGAAGUGAUGCACCAGGAACUUCCUGUUUCUAUGGGUAAUGAGAAUAGUGGUGUGCUUGCCAGGCUGAAGGCUCAUUCUUUAUCUCCGGCCAUCCGUUUGUUCCUAGCCCUUUGAGUGGCAAUAUAAUUUCACACUUCCGUGUAGUAAAUCUUGUCCAACUACAACACCUGUCUGUUCCUUGGAGGAUGCAUUACAUGGGAGAGUUUAGCUGGCUGUCAAUCUCAGUAUAGGACAAGAGUCACACUGGGUG
Molecule: messenger RNA, 1494 nt
Organism: Melanotaenia boesemani (Boeseman's rainbowfish)
Lineage: Eukaryota; Metazoa; Chordata; Actinopteri; Atheriniformes; Melanotaeniidae
Exons: 2
Coding region: 104-1078 (324 amino acids)
Biological process (GO): DNA integration
Molecular function (GO): nucleic acid binding
Source: RefSeq, a predicted model, not a curated record